Messenger RNA from Telopea speciosissima, 1920 nucleotides. Its product is annotated as probable carotenoid cleavage dioxygenase 4, chloroplastic. The transcript has a single exon. Gene Ontology annotation, biological process: carotene catabolic process. Lineage: Eukaryota; Viridiplantae; Streptophyta; Magnoliopsida; Proteales; Proteaceae. Gene Ontology annotation, cellular component: chloroplast stroma. Bases 54 to 1904 code for a protein of 616 amino acids. Gene Ontology annotation, molecular function: carotenoid dioxygenase activity. The record is from RefSeq and is a predicted model, not a curated record.
CCCAUUGCCCAUUGCUUCUCUUAAGAGAGAGAGAGAGAGAGAGAGAGAGCGCAAUGGAUUCCUUCUCAUUGUCCUUUCUCUCCACACUUCAAUACCCUAAGCUCCUUUCUUCUACAACCAAUAAACCCACAACGAUUCCUUCUCCUCACAUCCCUACCUUCCAUGUCUCUUCUGUCAGGAUCGAAGAGCAGAAACCCCAGCAGACAACACCACCACCACCACCACAAAUCAAACGCCAGCAACCUUCAAAUCCAAAAGCAGCCCCACUUCCUUCCACUAAAGCUAACAGUACCAUUGCAAGAACAACACUUUCUUCCACUAAAGCAACCACCAUCACAACCACAAGAAGACGAACAGAGCCUCAUCUUCCCACUAUUCUCUUCCACACUUUAGAUGACAUCAUCAACAACUUCAUCGACCCUCCUCUCCGUCCUUCCGUUGACCCCCGACUCGUUCUCGCCGACAAUUUCUCUCCCGUCGAAGAACUUCCACCGACGGACUGCCCUGUCAUCGAGGGCCAUCUCCCCUCCUGCCUCGACGGCGCCUACAUACGCAACGGUCCAAACCCUCAGUACCUCCCUCGUGGUCCAUACCACCUCUUUGAUGGUGACGGCAUGCUCCAUUCCCUCCGGAUCUCCGACUGCCGUGCCACCCUCUGCAGCCGCUACGUCAAGACUUAUAAAUACUACGUCGAGCGUAACGCCGGCUCCCCCGUCUUUCCUAACGUAUUCUCCGGCUUCCAUGGCCUCACCGCCACUAUCGCACGUGGCGCUCUCUCUGCGGCGAGAGUACUUUCCGGCGAGUUCAACCCUGCCAAUGGCAUUGGCCUGGCCAACACCAGUCUCGCCUUCUUCGGUAAUCGCCUAUUCGCCCUCGGCGAAUCUGAUCUACCAUAUACUGUACGAUUGACUCCCGACGGUGACAUCGAGACAAUCGGACGACACGAUUUCGACGAGGAGCUUUUCAUGAGCAUGACAGCUCAUCCAAAAAUAGACCCCGACACGGGUGAGACUUUUGCAUUCCGGUAUGGGCCAGUACCUCCAUUUCUAACCUUCUUCCGGUUCAACCCGGAUGGGUCAAAGCAACCGGACGUGCCCAUCUUCUCCAUGACAAGCCCAUCGUUCCUUCACGACUUCGGGAUCACAAAGAAGUAUGCAAUCUUCCCGGACAUACAGUUAGGGAUGAACCCAACGGAAAUGAUAUUCGGAGGCGGAUCACCCGUCGGGUCUGAUCUGGGGAAGGUGCCCCGUAUCGGGGUGAUCCCACGGUACGCUAAGGACGAGUCGCAGAUGAGGUGGUUUGAGGUUCCCGGGUUCAAUAUCAUCCACGCGAUCAACGCUUGGGAUGAGGACGAGGAUGUGAUUGUGAUGAUCGCGCCCAACAUAUUAUCAGUGGAGCACACGUUGGAGAGAACGGAUCUGGUGCACGCAUCGGUAGAGAAAGUACGAAUUGAUCUAAAGACUGGGAUCGUGACGAGGUUUCCGGUGUCGGCGAGGAAUCUGGAUUUCGGAGUCAUCAACCCCGGGUUCAUGGGGAAAAAGAUCCGGUACUCGUAUCUGGCAAUUGGGGAUCCGAUGCCGAAGAUAUCGGGUGUGGUGAAGCUGGACGUGUCGGGUUCGGAGCAUAAAGAGUGUACGGUGGCGUGUCGGAUGUUUGGGGAGGGGUGUUACGGAGGGGAACCGUUCUUUGUGGCGAGAGAGCCUGGGAAUUGCCACGUGGAAGCAGAGGAUGACGGGUAUUUGGUGACGUACGUGCACGACGAGAACACGGGGGAGUCAAGGUUUCUGGUGAUGGAUGCAAAGUCGCCGUCGCUGGAGAUCGUCGCCGCAGUGAAGUUACCACGGCGGGUACCGUAUGGUUUUCACGGGCUUUUUGUCAGGGAAAGCGACCUACAAAAGCUGUGACUGUGAGCCUGUGAUG